This is a messenger RNA of Spirodela intermedia, 4794 nucleotides long. The record is from the annotation of a GenBank genome assembly. Lineage: Eukaryota; Viridiplantae; Streptophyta; Magnoliopsida; Alismatales; Araceae.
AUGGACGUCGUGCUAGCUUCAUCUCCGGUGGAGGCGGGUGUGGAGUGUUGGGACCUGCGGACAGGGGCGGAGCAACUCCGAUAUCGUAAUUGCGCGUCCGCCCCCCAUGGGCUUGUCUCGGUCGCCGGACGCUUCAUCGCCGCCUCUCAGCUCAGGGACAGCUCCUCGUCUUCGGGCUCCGUACUCUACUGGUCAUGGGACAAGGUUAGUUUUGCACCUUGGUGCAUUGAAUUUACUCUCCGCGCCUUGUGGAUCCCAAGAACACACAAUCGGGGGCAGUCCUUUUACACUUCCCUUGGUAAGCGACCUGUUUUAAAGCAUGUGAAUUCAGUUCCGGGAAAUCCUAUAACAUUCCUGUUUUUCAUUCACUUAAAUGGACGGCGAACACCCAAACCAUCUCCACAUGUGACUCGGUUGUGUUCCACAUUUUCUAAUGAUUUCCCGCGUUAAAUAUGUCGUAAUGCAUGGGACAAUGUCUUCUUUCCGCUCGCUCGGCUUGUGAAACGGUGGUAAUCUCUUCUUUACUUUGUAUGGGCACGCUAGACACCCGUUUCAUGUAAGCUUGACUAUGUUUCCUUCUAACAUGUCUAGUCCAAUUAUGGCUAUCUUUUGUUGUCUAAGUUGGGUAAACUGAUGUUAUUGGACGAAAGAUUUUCACACUAUUGGAAACUCAUGUGUGUUACCACCAGCGAACGACGAAAUUGGAAUUUUUUCGUCAAACGUCUCUCUCUGUGUAAAUAUUUAUCUUUCUGUUUUCAUAAAUAGACGACGUUUGUGCAAGGUUGUAGUCUGGUGUGUGUUUAUAAGUGCUAUUUGUAUAGACGGAUCUGGCCUUUCACGUGGAGCGGGGUAAUAUGGAAUUAUGUUUCAGGUCUUGUUCCGGUGAAGGUCUGCGAUCCGCCUCCUUCUUAGUGCAAUAUAUGGCAUUGUCAAUAUGUGAUCGUCCACAUUGUGUCCUGUUUUCUGUCAUAAAGUGCUCUCCAACCUCCAGCGCGUUCUGAGAUCUAUUUAUACUUCAUAUCCUAGCAGCUGAAUGUUCAAUGAUCUCCAUCAGUACGCUUUCUUAUUAAUCUGGAAAUACUUCACCAGAUGAUGGGAUUACGAGCUCCAAGUUGUUGGUCUUCGCUUGAACUUGACAUGACUCGAUCUUCUCAGUAGUACCCCAGUUUACUGCUGAGAAGAUCAGUUCCCCAGUUUAGUAUCCCCAGUUUACCAUUCAUUUUGUUGGGAUUGCCCUCCAUUCAUCCAUCAGUAGAUCAGUUCAGAUUUCAUGGUUCAUGCAACUGAUACACAACAAACAAUACGCGUGGCUACUGUCACUCUCAUUUGCAGAAACAUCAAUCAAGGCGAAACAUCUGAACAAAAAUAUUACAUAGAAGAGAAUCUAUCGGCAUUCUCAUUCACACGGUAUUGCUCUCUUUUCUUCUGCAGCCCCAGGUGGAAACUAAGAGCUUUCCUGCAGAGCCCAUCUUUCCUCUCGUUUCAAACUCUGAUGGGAGCUAUCUCCUAGGCGGAGGCUCUUCUGGAAAUAUUUACAUCUGGGAGGUGCGUUCUGGAUUCUUUGAUACACCUAAACCCACAAAUGUCCACUUGUUUCGCGAAGUUUUCACCAUUUGCCAGGUAGACUUGAUCUUGUAUCGGUGUUGGUUAAAGUGAUUGAAUAUUUCUUGUAUUUCUCAAGAUUCUCAGCGGUAAGUUGCUUAAAAGGUGGCAAGCUCAUUACAUGGCUGUCAGUUGCUUGGUGUUCUCAGACGACGAGUCUCUUAUUAUAUCUGGAUCUGAUGAUGGUAGUGUUAGAGUCUGGUCUCUCAUGAGGUAAUUUAUUGCGCUCUCUUGAUGUCUGUUCGACAAAUAUUUACGUUGAUAUCUAAUCUUUGAGGCUAUAAAUGCAGACUAUUUGACAAGAGGGAGAAUGAAGUGGUGAAGGAUCCCUUUCUUUACAGUUUCCAAGAGCACAUGUUACGUGUCACUGACAUUGUCUCAGGUUAUGGACUAUGCAACUCGAUUGCAAUUUCGUCAUCAGAGGACCGGACAUGCAAGGUACCAUGGGCUGUGGUUCUCUAUGAGUAAUAUCUGUCUGGGUCGCACAUUCUAGUCAUCUGCUUUGGAAUAUCACGUAGUACAUGCGAUAUUUAUGCAUGUUGUGCUCUAGAAAUGUUUAUGAUACAAAUUAUAGACAAAAGGAAAAUCUUGGUCAUAAAAUCAAAAUGUCACUGGUGAUUAAUUACUGUUGUUUACUGUAACAUACAAAAAUUUUCAACCUUUUUUUUAAUUUUUCCUCGAGAGUUGUUGUUACGGAAUAUAUGCCAAAGUGAAGUUUGGGCAGCUCGGUAUUCUACCGAAACUAAAAGUUUCGUCUUCAAAAGUUUUGCGUUCCUGGUUGAUUGUGACUUAUAUUGAUUAAAAUCCACUUCCUUACUGCUUGUUGAAGUGAUGAAAACCCUCUUAAAGUAAUGCAGUUUCUUUGGCCAAUUCACAUACGCAUGCCAUUAACGCUAUGAGUUGGCACAGUAUACGCGAGUUGUCACAUUUACAUUUAAUUGGGAAACAAAUAGACCCAAGUCACUUAUUUGAUUGUGAUUUUUUAUGAUUCCUUUUAAUGCGUUUUUUACUCGAAUGUAAUUGGGGUUAUCAUUUUAUAGGAUUUAUUGGAAAAUACUUACGACUUUGAUUCUUGUCACGUAUGUCCUUUUGUCAUUUAAACAUUAAUGCAACAUUUUCUUCAUUGAUAUCUUAGGAGCAUCCAGUUAUACUUGUUUUUUCUCAUAAUGAUAACUAGCAGUGACGAUCUCCAGAUAUCUUGAUUCAUUUUUGGGUGGUCCAUCUGUUGCUGAAAGAGUUUUACAUCACAUUGUACCUUAUUUCAGGUUUGGAGUUUAUCAAAGGGUAAAAUGUUAAGGUCAAUUACAUUUCCAUGCAUCAUGAAUGCUAUUGCAUUGGAUCCUGGGGAACACGUAUUUUAUGGCGGUGGAAGAGAUGGGAAAAUCUAUGUUGCUGCGCUUACUGCGGAUUGUACUUCUACUGGAACUUAUGAGAAGCAUAUUGUUAGCUGUCUGAGCGAGCACAGGUUAUUACUUCCACUUGUUUUGUUGAUGUAUUAGUUUUGACAUUAUGCUUUGUUUGAUGACGUUUUUGUUUUUUUUUAAAAGCUGGUUCCAUGCCUGUCUUCAUAAGUUAAAGGUUAAGGAGGAUGCGCACAAGAAUAUGCUAAUUCUUUAGACGCUCGUCCAUUGUCUCUAUCCAUUUCCGUUCCCCAGUCUCAUCCUACAUCUUCUUCUGAUUCAACAAGGCUCCCUCAGCCUUUGAAUAUCACUCAUUAAUGCACACAUGCAUCGGUGGUUUAAUCAUUUUUCUUGUCCCGCUAAUAUUAAUUUAUCUUGUUUCAGGAACUCUUGUGAUUAGUUUUAGCAUCUACUGUGUGCGGGGGGGGGGGGUGGAUACUACCGGUUUCCUGUUUUCUUGGAUUUUUAUUUUUUUUUGGGGGUCAAUUCUAAUCCUCUGAUCUUCCUCACUCCUGCAGUAAGGCUGUUACAUGCCUUGAGAUCACCAAAGAUGGAGUUACAUUGGUGUCGGCAUCAGAGGAUGGCACUGUUAGGGUCUGGGAUAUUAAAAGUCAACAGGUUAUCCGCGUACUAAAGCAUUCAAAAGGUAAUAUCUAUGAGCAUAUUUCUUAGUGUGUGAACCAGUGUAGACAUUCUGAUGCAUCUCAGCUAAACAUUAGCCAUUGCAUCACAGGUCCAAUCAACAAUAUUGUUAUUGUCCGGCAACCAAUGGAUAUGCUUUCUCAGACUUCAACGAACGGAGAAAUAUCUUGUUCAAAGCGUCAACGUUUGUCAAACCUACCACCAUUGGAUAAAUAUGUUGAUUCAACAGGAACCCCCAACGUUAGACUAGUUUCCACCAUCCAGACGUCUUUUGAUGAGCCACUGGAGAGUAGAUAUUGCAGUUCCCGCUCCAUGGUGAAGCAGAUCAGAGAGCUUCAGGUUUCUUCCGCCACUAUUUUGACAUUAUUUUCCUUCAGAAAAUUCAUAUAUUUCGAAAAAGAGAUUUUUCCUAGAUUGUUCAUCUGUUUGCGCAGAGAAUUGCUUAUUUAAUUUAUUUCGUCUUUAAUUUAUUGCAUUCAUGGUAAUGCGGGGCCAAUUUCUUGGGGGUGCGAAGUUCCUUAAAUAUUGCAUUUAGUAUUAUCCAUUUUCUUAAUGUUUCAGUGAUAUAUUUUAGACGUGGAAAUCUGGAAAUUAUGGAAAUGGAUAGAAAAUUGUGACGAUGAUAAACUGUAUGACAUCGCUCUCUUUUCAAAAACUGAAUCAAUUAUAGUAUUGAGAAGCAUAUUACAGGAUGUUUCUGUUCACUAAAUUUAUUCACUGAAUCAAAUUCUAUCAUUCCAAUUUCACUAAGUACUUUUCGAGUGAGAUCUUCUUGCAUCUUAUUGCUCAAUGUCCCCUGUUUAUGGGAUCGCUUACUCUGUUCUGAUAUUGUUUGCGGGGUUAAGUUCUACGCCAUGAGUAUAUCUAUGCUGUUCGGUGUUCGUGGUCGUUGACUUUCACCGAUGCCACCCAUCCGGUCUCGUCUUAGAAAAACACCCUUCUGGGUUUGUGAUCGGCCCCUUAUUUUUCUUACCUUCAGCAGCGGAGCUCCUCUGGCGCAGUGGAACUGGAGCUGGAGCGGCUCAGGGAAGAGCACCGGGUGUCAUUGCAAAUGCUCCAGCGGAGGAAGAAACUGUUUGAGGACUUGUGGAAGGUUCACGUGGACAAGCUCCUGGACGGGGACGAAGCAAGCGUUGGCCAUUCGUCGUGA